Messenger RNA from Budorcas taxicolor (takin), 354 nucleotides. RefSeq names its product secretoglobin family 2B member 2-like. The transcript is spliced from 3 exons. Bases 1 to 354 code for a protein of 117 amino acids. Lineage: Eukaryota; Metazoa; Chordata; Mammalia; Artiodactyla; Bovidae. The record is from RefSeq and is a predicted model, not a curated record.
AUGAUGAAGGGAGCACUGCUUGUGCUGGCCUUGCUGGUGACCAGAGAGCUGACCUUCAAGAUGACUGAGGUGGAAGCCUGCCCUGUGUUUUAUGGCGGGGUUGCUGCAUUGUUACUUGGAAGCAAAACAUUAUUGAAUUCAACGCUCGAUUUGGUUGAUACUACUGAUGAGGAAAAGGCAGCCUUUGGAAAAGCCCAGGAUUGCUUCAAUGAGGCGGGACUUGACGCCAAGCUGAAGAUGGUAGAACUCGUGGGUUCCAUCAUCUUUGACGAGGAUUGUAUCGGCUAUCAAGUGUCCACGGUUGUGAAUAGUCUUUUUGGAAUAACUCUCAGUGCAGUCUCUUUGGUGAAAUAG